Messenger RNA from Rotaria socialis, 675 nucleotides. The record is from the annotation of a GenBank genome assembly. Lineage: Eukaryota; Metazoa; Rotifera; Eurotatoria; Philodinida; Philodinidae.
AUGGUUGCAUUAUCGAAUAAGAAUAUUGUAUUAAUUGUUUUCGCAUCAAGUUUGUUUGUGCUCCAAAUCAAUGCAGAACAAGAGCAUGAUGAUAUGUGUCGCUUAGUACGAGACGUUUUAUGCGUAAAAGAUGUUUUAAUGAUUAUAGCAAUGACGACUAGAAGUAUGGAAAGGACUAUAAAUAAAACUCAAGUCGAUAUUGCAGGUAGAAUUGGAAAUAAUGAUACAGCCAAUCGUUAUGUGAAAUAUCAAGUUGGAAACAUUGAUUCACAGUUACCAACACCAAAAUAUCAUACACAUUUUUUUCAACUGAAUAAUAUUAAUAAAAAAUAUUUAGUUCAUUUAUUUUCGGAAGCACAUGAUGCUAUGAGCUUUUAUUAUAAUACGAUUCAAGAUAUAUUAAAUGUGAGUGAUACGUCUUCAACGAAUGAUUUAAAAGACAUUCAAAAUAUUCUAAAUAAAAUGAUUUGUCAAUAUCGCAGUGUGUUGCAUGUUUAUUUCCAUGGAUGGACAACUAUUGAUCGUAUAAAAUCAGUGGAAUUUUCAAAAAUAAGCUCUCAUAUUUCGCAAACAUUUUUAAAUGAUGCUCAUUCGAUGAUUAUCAUUGACAUAUUAAGGACAUGGAUGGAUAAAAUUCAUUCAGUUAUUCAUAAUAUUGAAGCAAAAUAUUUUUAA